AUCGACCAAUCAGACCCGCGCAUGCGCAUUACCGUUUUGUUCGCCGGUCUGGUCAGGAAAAGAUUUUUGACCAGUGGAGUCCAUUGAAACGCAUUUGGUAACGAAUUUCGCUGCAAUAUGCAGUACAACAACGUUUUCCACAACAAUUCAGUGUCACGGCCUGACCGAAGUGAACAAUUCGGUAAACAAUCAAACUAUUGGUACGGCCCUCCGCAGCACACCAUGGCCCCCGUUCAAGAUUUCGGCGGCCCGAAACAAUACAAAAAGAAGCCCCAAGAGGACCAACAACUCGUAAGUUUGAACCUCUGGAACGGCAUCGAGCUUAAACCAUUUCGCAAGAACUUUUACAUUCCUCACAACAACGUGAAAAACCGCGCCGCUCAAGAUGUGGACAGCUUCCGCGAAGUGAAAGACAUCAUCGUGCGGGGCAACGACGUCCCCAGUCCCAAUCUCUGCUUCGACGAGGGCAACUUCCCAGAGUACAUCAUGCAGGUGAUCCUGAAACAGGGCUUCGCGGAGCCUACCGCUAUUCAGUCGCAGGGCUGGCCUGUGGUGUUGUCUGGCCGGGACCUCGUGGGCAUCGCCCAGACCGGAUCGGGGAAAACCCUAGCAUACAUGUUACCAGCCGUGGUGCACAUCAACAACCAGCAGAGGCCUCAGAGGGGCGAAGGCCCCGUCGCGCUGAUUCUAGCGCCGACGAGAGAGUUGGCUCAACAAAUACAGAAAGUGGCCCAUGAGUUCGGGUCCACGACGAUGGUGCGGAAUACCUGCAUUUUCGGGGGGUCGCCGAAGGGGCCCCAAGCCCGCGAUUUGGAACGCGGAGUCGAGAUUGUUAUUGCCACUCCAGGACGUUUGAUCGACUUCUUGGAGAAGGGGACGACGAAUCUGCAAAGGUGCACGUAUUUGGUGCUCGAUGAGGCCGAUAGGAUGCUUGAUAUGGGCUUUGAACCCCAAAUUAGGAAGAUUAUACAGCAAGUGAGGCCCGAUAGACAGGUCCUGAUGUGGUCGGCGACGUGGCCGAAACAGGUACAAGCUCUCGCCGAGGAGUUUCUGGUCGAUUAUAUUCAGGUGAAUAUUGGAGGUCUCUCUUUGGCCGCUAACCACAACAUCAAGCAAAUCGUCGAAGUGUGCGAAGAGUCUGAAAAAGAAGACAAACUCUGCAAACUCCUGAAAGAAAUCGGUUCCGAUUCCUGUAACAAGAUCAUAGUUUUCGUAGAAACGAAAAAGAAAGUCGAUGAUAUUACCAAAUGUAUUCGUCGCGAGGGCUACGCCGCCAUCUCCAUCCACGGCGACAAAUCCCAACCAGAGCGCGACUACGUCCUUUCCGAGUUUCGCAAUGGCAAAUCAUCGAUUUUGGUUGCUACUGAUGUGGCUGCUCGUGGUCUCGACGUCGAAGACGUCAAAUACGUCAUCAAUUUUGAUUAUCCGAACUCGAGCGAGGAUUACGUCCACCGGAUUGGUCGCACGGGCCGCUGUCAACAAGCCGGCACAGCUUACGCCUUCUUCACGUCGAAUAAUCAACGCCAGGCGAAGGACUUGAUCGCUGUGCUCGAAGAAGCCGGCCAGAACGUCUCAGCUGAGUUGAGAGACAUGGCACAAAACGCGAGGAGUUCACAAAACGGGAGGAACAGAUGGCAUAACCGCAGCAAAGAUAACUCCUCACCAAAUUCGAAUAAUUCGAAUCGAGGAGGGAAGACCUGGAAUAAGAAUUUUGGGGAGUACAGACAGAAUGGAGGACCGAGAGUUAAUGGAAACGGGCCAAGGAACGACAUGCAGAGAAACAAUAGGAGUUUUUCGAAUGGGUUUGGGUACCAAAAUGCGCAAUUCCAGAAUGGACAAGGGUACCAAACGUCGUACAGUCCGCCCAUGUACCAACAGCCCCAACAAAAUGGCGGACCCAGGCAUUAUGGUAACAAUCGCGGUUACAACCAGCGUUUCAACCAGCGCCAGGCUUACGGGGGCCUCCCGCAGACCAACAGCCCCAACAUGUACACCGUCCCACCGCCGGCUUAUAUGAUGCCACCAGGCCCCCCUUCCGACGGCAUUCAAUCGAUAAUGAACCACAAGUUCUUCCAGAGCAAUCGCAUACCCAACACUACCAAUCCUUGUGCUUAUCAAUCGAUGGGUCAAGGUCAAAGUCCCUACAACCAGUUCCAAGGUCCGCUCCCUUACACCACCUACUCUUAUACUCAACAGCCCGCAACCGCCACCGUACAGCAAUAAAUCUGCCGUCAGAUGGUACCAUCCCCGUUUUUUAGUCGAUGUACGUAACCCUGUUGUAAAUUGAUGUUUUUUUUUUUUUAAUUGGAGGGGAUGAUGACGGUUCGCACCGCUUUGGCUUAAUGUUUUGGGCUCUCCGACUACUCGAGGUGUUUGUUUUGGUCGGUCUUUGUCUUUAUAUAUUUAGUGUGUAAUCUGUGUGUUCUCGGUGACGAGAAUUAGGUAGUAUAGAAGUAACUAUCUGUAUGCUGUUGAAAUGCACGAAACAUAUAGAAGGGGAGUUCGGGCUCGUUUCGUUCUAGUAUUUUAUAUCAAAUGAAAACUAAAAUCGAUGCUGUUUAGGUGAGUCCAGUCAAACAACGGGUAAAAAGAGGAUUUGUUGAUUUUAGAGAAUCGUUGAUUUGUUAGUAUGGAUGUUUUGACUGUACUGGAAAUAAUUAGACAGCAGAAAGAGUGAGAGUUUUAGCCGUACGUGUCGUGUGCAAGUGACUCGUACCUUUCGUUUUUUAUUUAUUGCGAUUCUUGACAUGACUGCUUGUGUCGUGUAAAUAUGUGUAGUAUUAAGUAUUUAACUCGUUCGUCGUUUAGCGUGGUGCUGAUUAGCGCGUACGUCCAUCUGUGAUAUUAACGAUUUAAAAGGUAGCAAAAGAAUAAUAACAUUAACUUUCCGUGACUGGGAGAAACGCCAAGCGUUAUUAUAUUAAGCUAUGUACAAUAACGUUGAUAGAUAGGAAUGUGAUAUUUUCUAUAUAAAAAAGACUGAAAUAUCUCUAGAUAAUAUUUUGUUUUAAAGCAAGGUCGCUAGCGGCCCGUUUUGAACCUCAAAGAUUUUUACUGUUAUACUUUUUUAAAUGAGUUUUUUUUAAUGGAAAGUGAGAGCGUAUCUCGGUACUCGGACUGAGUGCGUAAAGCACAAAGUUAUUUCAUUAUUCUAUGACGUUAUCAUUCGCGCCAAUGCAUCAUAACGAUUAACGAUUUUAUAUAAUAUUUAAUAUUUUUUCCUGUUUUUUUUUAUUUCUUCUCAAUAUUUGUACCUUGUAAUUAUAAGUCUCGAAUCUGAACUUGUGAUUCGUUGAAAGCGCGAUUUCGGUCAUGUUUUAUUUACAUGUGGGUUUAUUCUUCUCAAAUUAGGUUGCAUGACCCUCGCAUUAAAACUCUCUAAAGGAAAAAAUACAGUUAUUGUUAAAAAAAAGUCAUUAUUUAUAUACUCUUCUGUAAGUUUCCAGCAAGUGCAUUUCUUGUAUGUAAUACAGUAUUAAUAUAGUUGUAAUUUAAAUAUAUAUUUCAUUUUCUAAUGUUUUUCUUGGCAAAUUUCAAUUUUUAACCUGGAUGUAUGUAUAUGCAUUAAAAACAAAACGAAAUAUUUAUAUUUUGCGAACAAAUCUAAAUUAGGAAUUGAAAUUUUCAAUGAAAAAGAUGGAAUUUUCUCAUAGGUCCUGUAACCGGAAAUUGUAACACCAAGUUUCGACUUUCGACAAAACGUAAUUGAACGAAAAAUUUCUAUUUGACACUUUCAAAGUGUACCACUUGAAUAUGUAACUUGUUUUUGAAAGAAAAAUUGAGGAAGUGUUCCAUCUCGUUUGUUUAAAAUGUCAAAAAACCGAAUUUAAUUGUUUAUUCAAAUAUUUCAAAUAAAAAUGUACCAUUACAAAAA
Messenger RNA from Tribolium madens (black flour beetle), 3874 nucleotides. Its product is annotated as DEAD-box ATP-dependent RNA helicase 20-like. Gene Ontology annotation, cellular component: ribonucleoprotein complex; nucleus; cytoplasm. Gene Ontology annotation, molecular function: ATP binding; RNA helicase activity; RNA binding. NCBI's taxonomy places the organism in Eukaryota, Metazoa, Arthropoda, Insecta, Coleoptera, Tenebrionidae. Bases 118 to 2223 code for a protein of 701 amino acids. The record is from RefSeq and is a predicted model, not a curated record. The transcript has 5 exons.